Fukomys damarensis (Damara mole-rat) is the source of this 1763-nucleotide messenger RNA. RefSeq names its product protein interacting with cyclin A1 (gene Proca1). Gene Ontology annotation, biological process: arachidonate secretion; phospholipid metabolic process. The record is from RefSeq and is a predicted model, not a curated record. NCBI's taxonomy places the organism in Eukaryota, Metazoa, Chordata, Mammalia, Rodentia, Bathyergidae. The transcript has 5 exons. Gene Ontology annotation, molecular function: A2-type glycerophospholipase activity. Bases 342 to 1400 code for a protein of 352 amino acids.
CACUGGGCUUGGCUGAAGCCCACGGCCCACUGCCACCUAGGCGCCGGGGCUGAGGGCGGGCUGUUCCAUUGAUCCAGGAAGGGAAGAUUUCUGGGAGUUCCACACGUGACAUCACAAUCGUAUCCGGCUGGGGGCGAGAGCAGGAGGCAUUUCCAAGGAGACGAGGGUGCAGUCUUUCCUUUACACCCUCUUAUUUCCUCCUUCCUUUCCUACUUUUUCCCUUCCUCCCUUCCUCCUUCCUCCCCCUUACCUCCCCACUUCCGCCGCUGUGGUGCCCUUUGCCUGUGCCUCCAGAGCUGGGCGCUCCUCGGCCCGCUGCUGACAGGGAGGAUUCUGUACUGAUGAGCAUCACCUAUAUAAACAGGUUACCCAGCUGGGAGAGAAGACAUCCGCUGCCUGGGGUGGCGCCUAGCACUGAUGCAUCUACCUUCCUUGAAGGUGAAUGCAAGGAGUCUGACGGGUGGAAACACAAACAGUGUUCUGGGCACAUCAUCCACCCCUUCUCUGACUGUGGUCACCACAACCUGCACCUACAUGCUGUCAGCCGCCGUGACUGUGAUUCCAGGCUGAAGGUCUGCUCAGAGAAGGCAAACAGCAGCAGCUCUUGGGACUCGAGCUCAACCUGCUCCCGAGAUGUGGGCUCAACCUGCUUCAACAUCAUCCAGAACCCUUGCUUUCCACUCAUCCCAGAGGAAGAGUGUGUGGAGCGAUUCUGGUAUGGCUGGCGCAAAAGCUAUAGGCCUGUCUCUGUGACAGUGAUCCACCAUCCCAUCCACCAUGAGUGUGAGACAGAUGACCUAAAUGAGGAAGAAGAGGAGGGAGAGGAGGAGGAAGAAGAAAGCAAGCCUUCCAUCCCAACCCAGGUGGGACCCAUUGUUACACCCACUGACCCAGGCAAGGGCACAAUCCCUGGUGCUCCUGACUCAGCAGCACCCAUCACCAUCUGGCGCUCUGAGAGCCCCAUAGGGAAAAGCCAGGGCAAUAAGGUGACCAAGAAGGUAAAGAAGAAAAAGGAAAAUGAGAAAGACAAAGAGGAGGAAAUGACAGAUGAGAAGGCAAAGCUGAAGAAAAAAGCCAAGAAGGGCAAGUUGAUGAAGAAGAAAAGUCCAAUGAAAUCAGAGUCUUCACCUGCAGAUUUGAGCCAUUCAUUAAGCCCAAGAGAGUUGGCCCGGAUGUCAGAGUCCAGUCCAGAAAGCCGAAGAGAUCUGGAGAAUGAAGACAGUUACCAUAACAGGAGACAGGAGGAGCCCUCCAGUGAGGAUAUCAUGGAGUCAUCAUCACCCAGAAAAAGAGAGAAGAGCACCACCCAGGCCAAGAAGAAUGGGACAAAGACCUCUUCUCAAGCCAAGAAGGUGACCAAGAGGAAAUCUCCCCCAGUCUCCAACCCCAAUCUCAGUUGAAGGCAGGGUGAAGAAUAAAUGGCAUCAAGCCUGUAGCUGACCUCCUGCUGCUGUUCUUCCAACAGGGUUACUUCUUAGAGGCAGUGGGCUCUGGGAAUACUGGGGCCAAGGGUCAGGGACUGCAGGGCUAUUCUAAGGGCAAUACAGCUUCCAGGAAGUCCAUGGGAAGACAGAUGAAAGGCAAACAGCGGCAUAGCUGCCUCUCUGUAACAUCUUAGACCAGGGUGGAAGAGUACCACUGGGGAUGGGCUUUCUGUCCCUGGAAGACUGGUACGUGUGAAACCCACUUCUGGGACAGGGCAGCACUGUGCAGCAAUACCAGCAAUAAACUGAACCUUUUCACCCUCUCUGCCACUAUGCCUG